Myotis daubentonii (Daubenton's bat) is the source of this 2546-nucleotide messenger RNA. RefSeq names its product dickkopf Wnt signaling pathway inhibitor 3 (gene DKK3). The record is from RefSeq and is a predicted model, not a curated record. Gene Ontology annotation, molecular function: co-receptor binding; receptor antagonist activity. Gene Ontology annotation, cellular component: extracellular region. NCBI's taxonomy places the organism in Eukaryota, Metazoa, Chordata, Mammalia, Chiroptera, Vespertilionidae. Gene Ontology annotation, biological process: negative regulation of canonical Wnt signaling pathway; multicellular organism development.
GCGGGGCGCUUGGGGCUCCCUCGGUACCAGCGCUGCGGCAUCCCCGCGGCGCUCCAGCACCCGGCCCGCCCACCGCGCCGCUCCAGCUCCCGCAGCCCCGCGGCGGCCUCCGGCGAGGCCUGGCAGGUCCCGUCCGGAGCACAGCUCUGUCCAGUCGGGCGGAGGCAGCGGCGCUGGGCGCAGCGUGGAGAUGGGGCGGCCCUGGGGCACCCUGCUGUGCCUGCUGCUGGCGGCGAUCCCCACAGCCCCCGUGCCGGCUCCGACUCCGACUUCGGCUCCGGUCGAGCCUGGCCCGGCUCUAAGCUACCCGCAGGAGGAGGCCACCCUCAACGAGAUGUUCCGCGAGGUGGAGGAACUGAUGGAGGACACGCAGCACAAACUACGCAGCGCGGUGGAGGAGAUGGAGGCAGAAGAAGCUGCUGCUAAAACGUCGUCAGAAGUGAACCUGGCAAACUUACCUCCCAGCUACCACAAUGAGACCAACACGGAAACCAAGGUUGGCAAUACCACCAUCCAUGUGCACCGAGAAAUUCACAAGAUCACCAACAACCAGACUGUACAAACCAUCUUCUCAGAGACAGUGAUCACGUCUGUGGGAGAGGAAGGCGGCAGAAGGAACCACGAGUGCAUCAUCGACGAGGACUGCGGGUCCCGCAAGUACUGCCAGUUUGCCAGCUUCCAGUACACCUGCCAGCCGUGCCGGGACCACCAGACAGUCUGCACCCGGGACAGCGAGUGCUGUGGAGACCAGCUGUGUGUCUGGGGUCACUGCACCGAGACAGCCACCAAAGGCAGCAACGGGACCAUCUGCGACAACCAGAGGGACUGCCAGCCCGGGCUGUGCUGUGCCUUCCAGAGAGGCCUGCUGUUCCCCGUGUGCACACCCCUGCCCGUGGAGGGUGAGCUCUGCCAUGACCCUGCCAGCCGGCUCCUGGACCUCAUCACCUGGGAGCUGGAGCCCGACGGAGCUUUGGACCGCUGCCCGUGCGCCAGUGGCCUCCUCUGCCAGCCUCACAGCCACAGCCUGGUCUACGUGUGCAAGCCGACCUUCGUGGGGGACCACGGGGAGGACGGAAAGAGCCUGGUGCCCAGAGAGGCCCCCGGCGAUUACGGAGACGGCAGCUUCAUUGAGGAGGUGCGCCGGGAGCUGGAGGACCUGGAGAGGAGCCUGUCGGUGGAAAUGGCUCUCGGGGAGCCCGAUGCCGCCGCUGAGCUGCUGGAGGGAGAUGAGAUUUAGAGCCAGGCCUGUCCUGCGGGUAGACGUGCAAUAGACGUAGCUAAUUUAUUUCCCCAGCUGUGUCCUCUAGGUGUUGGCUCACCAGGCUUUUUUCCAUGGCCUCUUCCCAGAACAUUACCCCUCCGGCUUGAAACAAGAUGAGGUGCCGCACACUUGUCCAGCUCCCCACGAUGCACCCCACGCAUCUCAGUUCUGCUGUCUGGGGGAGCACCGGGUGCGGGUGAAGGCGGGACAGGGCUGCUAAACAGGUCCAGUUGGUGGCCGCUUUGCUGCUGCUGGUUGGCAGAUGGCACAUGCCAUUUUGUUCUCUGCACCCCCCGCCCCCAAGGAGGGGAUAGAAAAGGAUGCAGAAUUUCCUCAUGACGAGCUUUGGGGAAAUGUUGAUGCUUAUACACAUGGAGAAGAGUGCCCUGUUUAGCAAACAUAAACCUGGCAAAAAAUCACCAAAUGAAACUCAUGCAGUUCUUCACACGGGCACCGGUACGCUGUGCCUUCGGGGGAAACGUUCUGUGGUCCUCCGAGCAACAUGCAUUCAGCUUUUUAGCAGCCACUCAGCUCCUACCUCCGUGCCAGGUCAGCAGUUUCACCUCCACAAUCCAGUCCUGCUGUCACCACAGCCUGGCGAAGGGGGCGUCGUUCUCCCCAACCGUCAGCACCUGAGGGGCUCAGAGAUGUCAAGCUGCCUGCCCACGGCACACAGCUUGUGGAAAGCAUAGCAGGAUUUCACCCAGUGUGACCCCAAGCCCAGUGCUCCCCCACUGCUCCCCACCAGCCCCGGUGCCACCAAAAGUACCCCCGGCAAAGACGAAAAAUGAAAUUUUUCUUUUUUCUGAGGCAGAUCUGGAAGGGAGGUCAAACUAGCUCCUACGUCUCUCCCAGACAGGAGGUAUUGCCACUGUCCCCUGCGGCAGUUAGCUACAUUAGUCACUCUGAAGGUACAUGAUCGGAGCAUAAUAUUUAAGUUAACUUGCCAGAAACAAUACUUGGGUAAUUGUGGGGCCAGGAUUAUAAAUGAAAUUUGCAAAAUCACUUACCAGCAACUGCAAGCCAUUAGCAACCACAUGGAGAACAUCAAACCAAGCACGGCUCUGUGAAACAUGGCUGCAAUGCCCAGACUGAGCGCCGAACUGUGUGCUGUGCCACAGACGAUCUUUUCAGGUGCCAUGGACUGUUUCCAUCAUGUAUUCAUCCAGAGUUAUUAAAUUUUAAAGUUGCACCUGAUUGUAUAAGCAUGCUUUCUUUGAGUUUUAAGUGAUGUAUUCACACAUAUAUUGCAUUUAGACAUCAAGCAUAAAUCACUUAAACUCUU